AUGAUAAAUACGCAGAAUGAGUCUGGGGAUUCCACUGCUGACAAGGAUUCAUCCAUAAAGCUCUCGGUCGUCCCUGGUCUGUUCGGACUCAAAAAAUCCAACCAAACCCUCAUCCCCAACCCAGCUGUUGUCGACACCAACCUUGCUCAUCAACACCCACAACCCAUUCCCAAGCUGCGGUCAGAGAGACCACAAGGCGUCCAGGCCAUACACCUCCCCAGCAGGAAUAAGACCGUCCACAUCGCCACCCACUUUGACUCUUCCUCAGGAAACGAAAUUAUCCUCUGGAGCGACGUCCUUGUCGUCUUUCGAGGUGCCCUUUAUCUCCAGCAUGGCACCAAAGUCAUCCCCUUCCUCAAGGGUGACGACUUUCGAGAUCUUGACCCGCUUCGUAUUGCUUGUGUCCCUGAAGUCACCCUUGAUGUUGUAUUGGAAGAUGCUCCAACCGACCCAGGAACCGAUUCGCCAUCAUCACAACAGAUGGAACUGCUAGCAGAUUCGCCUCAGGAAGUACCUCAAACCCCCGCAGUAUCUAGAGGACGGAACCCACACGGACAUAUGGAACUGGCUCUAGCCAACUACUCACAUAUGGAAGCUCCCCGAACAGACCUCUGCGGACCACAAUUAUGCUCAAACAACAACGAGGACAACUCUGUCAGCGUCAGUCCCAACAGACAGGGUGUCGCCUAA
Molecule: messenger RNA, 690 nt
Organism: Linnemannia hyalina
Lineage: Eukaryota; Fungi; Mortierellomycota; Mortierellomycetes; Mortierellales; Mortierellaceae
Source: the annotation of a GenBank genome assembly